AUGGUAGAGCAAGAAACUGCAUCAAUCGAUGAUCUCCUUCCUGCUUGGCCGUUAAAGGAGAGAAAUGCUAAAAAUGAUACUCUUGAAACAGAAAAGAUAACUGUUUGUGAAACGGGUGAAUCCAAAAUCAAAAUUGAUGCAACAUAUGAAAUAGAUGAUACUAUAUAG
This is a messenger RNA of Dentiscutata heterogama, 168 nucleotides long. NCBI's taxonomy places the organism in Eukaryota, Fungi, Glomeromycota, Glomeromycetes, Diversisporales, Gigasporaceae. The record is from the annotation of a GenBank genome assembly.